CCCUCCCCUGCAUUGGUAUGGUAUGCGCGCGUGCGUGCGUGCCUUGUGAUCCUCCCGCACUUUGCCGACGUCAAACUCACGACCAGUCCAACAUUACACAACAUAUGUAUAUCAACUGCUGAUAUCUUGGCAUCAUGACCGCAAACAAGGCCCUCAUAGUCGGCAUCUCGGGGUGCUCCUCGAGUGGGAAAACCACUCUCGCACGGCUACUGCGAGACAUUUUCCCCAAUACUUUCAUUCUUCAUGAGGAUGACUUUUAUAGACCUGAAAAUGAGCUACCCACCAAAGAUGGUCUCUUAGAUUGGGACUGUGCUGAGGCCCUCGACAUCCCGGCCAUGGAUGAGUCCCUCGCUUAUAUCCGCCAACACGCUGCCUUUCCUCCUACCCUUGAUUCCAAAGAAGAUCAAAACUCCGUGGGCAAGUGCCCAGUAUCAGAAGCCAGCAUCGCCGCUCAACGAACCAAAGUCGAUGCCGCUCUAGGCCCAGACCACCCCCUCCGCAAAAAUCUCCGCCUGUGUCUCCUCGAUGGCUUUCUUCUCUACUCCCCUUCCAUGGCUGCUAUAAAGCCCAACCUGGACAUUAAACUCUUCUUACGCACAACAUACGAGAAGGCUAAGAAGAGAAGAGAAGCCAGAGACGGAUAUGUCACCCUGGAGGGCUUCUGGGCAGACCCUCCUGGUUACGUUGAUAAGAUCGUAUGGCCUAACUAUGUAGAGGAGCACGCUUGGAUGUUCGAGGAUGGUGAUGUAGAGGGCAAGUUCAAGACGGAUGUUUUGGAUAAGGAGGGUAUCAAGGUACAGAGUGAUGUGAGUGCUGAUGGAGAUAUUGAGAAGACAUUUGAGUGGACAGUAAACACGAUCUUAGAAGAACUUGGAAAGCAAGUAUAGACGAGCUAGGGUAUCUAUCUAGGUAUCUGCAAGCAAUGUCUAGUCUUAUCCUUCUUGAUCUACCUUCUCCAAAUGAGUUCCAGAAUCCUCUUGCCUCAAAAUCUCGGGAUCUUCUGAAACAUCAUCUGGUGUCUUUUUACUUGGAUGGUCGUCCAACGUCUCAUCGUCUGAGAACUCAAUCAAAUCCUCCUCCAUGAAAUGAUAGCCUAAAUUUACUUCCUUUGGGUGGUCGACUGACAUCUCAUCCUCCGAGAAAUCGAUCAAAUCUUCCUCUAUGGGUCCACGAGCUAAACCCGCUUCCUUUGGGUGGGCGGCCAAAUGCUUCGGUCUCUCGUUCUUGGGUGACUCAAUCAACGACUUCGUCUUGUUCUCUCUCUUUGAAAGAACGACCGGAUCCUUGUCCUCCGGAUUGCCGGUUUAGGGUGCCUUCAAUUGGAUAAGCGAUGGACUCAUUCUCUGGCAAAGUAUCGGCUGAGACCUCGUCCUGUUUCUGUGCAAGAUCAUCUCUCAGCGAGGCGCGUUCCUUAUCCCCAUCCUACGAG
Molecule: messenger RNA, 1429 nt
Organism: Fusarium verticillioides 7600
Lineage: Eukaryota; Fungi; Ascomycota; Sordariomycetes; Hypocreales; Nectriaceae
Exons: 3
Coding region: 135-887 (250 amino acids)
Cellular component (GO): cytoplasm
Source: RefSeq, a predicted model, not a curated record